Molecule: messenger RNA, 5123 nt
Organism: Gymnodraco acuticeps
Lineage: Eukaryota; Metazoa; Chordata; Actinopteri; Perciformes; Bathydraconidae
Gene: tdrd7b
Product: tudor domain containing 7 b
Exons: 21
Coding region: 301-3729 (1142 amino acids)
Biological process (GO): lens fiber cell differentiation; spermatogenesis; lens morphogenesis in camera-type eye
Source: RefSeq, a predicted model, not a curated record
GAGGAGAGGCUGUCCCCGGACCGGCUGGCAGAGAGCAGACACCCCGGGGAGAGUGCUUCUUCGGCCGCAGCCCUGUGGUGGUGACAGCCCUGACAGCGACUGGAACAGGUCCGCACUUCACUUCUCCGUCUCUUUAGAGCAAGCAUCCCUCAGGUAACUUAACGAGCCGCUGUCCCGGAGGUGGCAGGAGGAUUUAACUCGAUGUUAUGCUCAGUAUCGUCCCCUGAACUGACUGCAUAUGAUGUCUGGUGGUACUCUCUGCCGGUUUCAUUCAAUGAAUCACGACUAUUUUAAUUAAAGAUGGCUGACGUGGAGCUGGUGAAGAAGAUGCUGCGGGCCGUCCUCCAGGCCAACAGAGGAGGAGUGUCACUGUCACGUCUGCAGUCCGAGUACAAAGAGCUGACCGGGGAGCAGAUACCGCACAAAUUGAUGGGACACAACCACCUGGAUGCACUGCUAUCCAGCAUGCCCUCCGUGGUCCGCACAGAGCGCGGCCGCUCUGGAGAGAUUUUAUGUUUUGCGUCGGGAACAAAAGAGACGGCCCACAUCGCUAAACUGGUGGCUCGUCAGCGCAGCUCGAAGAAGACAGGCCGACCCAACCUGGUCAACACCCAGAUGAGGGUCAAACCGGCGGCCCCGCUCGUACUCAAUGCGAAACCUCAAACCUCUCUGAGGCAACCAAACCAUCGCGGUCGAGGCGGGGGUCGAGGCGGAGGUCGAGGGGCGGGACAUGGAGACAGACAGGCAAGAGACAUGAGAGAUGGCCAAUCAGAGGGGAAGACUGGGGCACAUCCAAACAAGAUGUCCAAUCAGAACACACCCAACAAGAAGGUGAACCCACCUGCAGAGAAGUCGGAGAAGAGGAUGACCCUCUCGUCUCGGUUUCAGAAGGAGGUGCAUGCUCACCUUUCCAGAAACCCCCAACUGACCGGUCCACCAUUGAAUCUAAAUGAGAACCUCGGCUCGGGGAAAGGAAAGCCCUACAACCCUCAGCAGGUCCAGGGCCGCAUCAGAGAGAUCUUGGGGAAGUACAGUAACGGCUUCUGGGUGUCCAAGCUGCCUCAGAUCUACAGAGAGCUGUAUAAACAGGACAUGCCCACUGAGGCCAUCAAAGACCUGGAGACCUGGACACACAUAUGCACUGUAGAGAAAACCUGCAGCAGCAACCCAUCAGAGCUGCUACUCUACCCUGCCAAGGGCAAGACCUCCACACCCUCCCCUCCACCCAUCCUUAACCCAAACUCUACCUCAGCCCCUGUCCGGACUUCAAACGUUACAGACAAACCGGUGCAGUCCCCCUCCCAGCGGAGAAACCAUCUGACUCGCCCGGGUUCUCGCUCUCCUCAGACCUCACCAUCGUCCUCACCAUCGUCCUCCUCGUCCCCCAGCCCCCCCUCCUCCCCUGCCACCCUCAGCCCCGAUCUGAAGCUGAAACUGGAGGAACUGCUGGGGAAGUACCCCAACGGCUUGUGGGCCCACGCGCUGCCCAAGCUCCUCCAGGACACCUACAAAAUCAAACUGCCCGGACAUGUCCUGGACAACCUUCACCUCCUCUCUGACAUCUGCACCAUCGACUACCCGAUGCCUGACAACCCAAAGAGGGCCAUCUUGUACAAGGAGUGCAGCGGUGGGGGAGGAGAGGAUGAGCACUGCAACAGGAGGAACUCCUCGGCCAGUGAGGAGGAGCUGAGGGUGAGGCAGGAGUUGGGGAGGAGGCUCAGUAACCACGCGGUGCCUUCUCUGCACAUCCCCAAAGAGGAGUACCCCUCUGUACUAGUGGUGGAGGCCACCAACACCAACGGAGUCAUUCUCAGGUACAUUGGUGAGGGGUACUCCCAAGCCCAGGAGUCCAUGGAAGAUGAAAUGAGGGAGUUUUACCGCCUGACCAAAAGCAGUCCGACUCCUUUGACGUCUCCAUCCUCUGGACAACUUGUUGCUGUUAGAGCCGAGGAGGAGGAUGAGAUUCUGAGAGCGCAAGUCUGUGAUGUCAUGGCUGACAAGGUCAAGGUGCACUAUGUGGAUCAUGGCUUCUCGGAGGUGAUCAGUAAAACCAAAGUAUUUGAGCUGAAUGAAAAGUUUUUCAAACUGCCAUUUCAGGCGACCAAAUGUAAACUGGCAGGCCUAGAGCCAUUCUGUCAGGAGCCCUCUGUGCUGAAGAAGUUUGAGACGAUGGCAAGUGGAAAAAUCCUAUUGGCUGAGAUUCUGGAGAGGGGACAGAUCCCUCUUGUAGUCCUGUAUGACACGUCGCAGGAUGAUGAUGUCAACAUCAACGCUGCCUGCAUGAAAGCCCUGCACGACAAGAUGCUCACCAGCCCGUUACAGGUGAACAGCGCUUAUAUGAACGUGACUGUCAGAAGCGUCUGCUCAGAUGGGACCGUGUACUGUCAGCUGCCCUCCAGAGGCCUUGCUAAGCUGAAUGAGAUACUGGAGAACAUAGAGACAUACUUCCACUCACAGGUAACAUCAGAGUUCCUGGUAUCCAGACCCUUCUGUGGGAAAGGAUGUCUGGCUCGCUACAAAGGAAAAUGGUCCCGCAUAGAGAUCACCAACCUGCACGGCAGCAGAGUGCUGGACAUCAUGUUCAUUGAUGUGGGCGUCCAGGCUUCUGUAGAGGUGUUUGAGCUGAGAGAGAUCCCUCCUCUGUUCCUCCGUGACCUCAUGGCCAUCCCCCCACAGGCUGUGAAGUGCUGCCUAGCAGACCUGGCUGUCAGUGUGGGAUCCUGGACUCCAGAUGCUGUCCAAUGGCUUCGAGAGAAAGUGCUCAACACCACAGACUGUAGUAUGAAGGUUGCCAAGGUAGAUGAAAGCAAGCGCUGCGUCUACGUCCACCUUUUCACCGACAAGAACUUCCAUGACCCGGCCCGCAGCCUCAACCAUCAGAUGGCCCAGUCCGACCUGUUCAAACAAAAGCCAGAUGUGUUCCUGACGAGCGUCAGCUCUGCCAAGAUCUCCACAGCCACGUUAUCCUCAAAGCCCCCCAGCAACAGUCACUGCACUAACGGGAGUCCAACGUCAACUACUGUCCCAGCCAAGCCUCAAGUCAGGAGGGCUCUGUUAGGACCAAGAGGAGGAGCAGGAGGCAACACGACCAGCAGCCAACCAGAGACACCAUCCCCACCCUCUAUGUCUCAACAUCUCCCACCAUUACUAGAGCUGCCCCCUGCAGGUAACAACCUAGACGUCUAUGUAUCGGUGGCGUGCCAUCCGGGCCACUUUGUGCUGCAGCCCUGGAGAGAUAUGUACAAACUGGUGGUGCUGAUGGGAGAGAUGAUUCUCUACUACAACAAGACUGAGGAGAAACCCCUCAACAUAGAGAAGAAUCACAUAUACGCCGCUAAAGUGGAGAACAGCUGGCAUCGUGUGUUAGUGAAGGGGGUCCUGACGAAGGGCUUGGUGUCUGUGUACGAGUUGGACUAUGGUAAACAUGAGCUGGUCAGCUGCACACAGCUCAGACCUCUGAUCAAAGAGUUCAGACAGCUGCCGUUCCAGGGGAUCACCGCUCAGCUGGCUGGAUUGAAGCCGAGGCAGUGGUCGGAGGAAGCUUCCAUCGUUUUCAGGAACCACGUGGAGAAGAAACCACUGGUGGCCCAGCUGGAGUCCUUGCAGGAAGCCCCUAACCCGUGGGACAGGAAGUUGAUGGUCUUCCUGGUGGACACUUCACAGGAAGAAAAGGACAUCUGGGUGCAUGACAUCAUGGCUGAAUUUGCUGAUGAGCUGACCGAGCCGUAGAUCAAAAGGUCAUCGAGAGUGUACUAGCCUAGCAGUUGUCCUGUCACGCAAGAUACUGGGAGAUAUGGAUAAAGACGUAUCCAUCUUUAUCUAUCAGUCUACCAUGUAAAGGGACUGAAAGAGGAAAGCAAGGAAAAAAGAAGAAGGUACAAGAAGAUAGAAAGGUUUGAGGGAAUGUAGUGACUGGAAGUGCCAGAAAGAAGGGGAGGUGCGUUUUUUUAGGAUGUACAUCGAAGGAUGUUGUGACGUGAUUUUGAGUGACUACAGUGUGACCUUUGGACAAUACACCUAUGCAUGAUGUUGGCCACAAAUUCUCAAAACAUACACAAACAAAUUGCUGAAUCUAUCUAUGAUUCCCUCACAGUGUUGUGUAAGUGAGACUACAUACAGUACUAUAUACCACUGGAUAUGGGCUUUAUCCAGAGCAACAGUGCUUUGAGUUUAUCCAGUUUCUGUGUGAGUCAUUCCAGGGAUGCCUGAAUACCCCUCAACCCUGCCAAUGGGAGCAACAUGCGCACAAUAAGUUAAAAGUAACUCUUCUCUUGCUUGGAGGACUUAUACACUUGUUUACAGAAUCUGCUAUUUGGAUGGUAUUUCUGAAAAGGUUUUCCAAAAGUCAGAGCAAACAUUCCCAUAAAAGGAGAAGAAAUAGACUAAUUAUGGGAGACAGGCAUACCGUACAAAGACCAGUAGGUAGUUUAAUUAAUGUUAAACUAUACAUUUUUUGUAUAUGUCUAAAUGAACAUUGUUAGUUGUUCCAUUUUAGCACAUGCAUGCUGACACAGAGUCUGCUGUAUCAGUUGUUUUUAGUAGAGGUGCAUCAUGGCAAUGCAAGUACAGCAGGAGACAAUGGGGAAUUUGAAUAGCAAAUUGACACACAGAGACUUGAGAUCAUGGAUCUCUUCUCCUCUGAAACACAGAUUUGAGUAUAAUCCUUUAUAAUCUGUUCUGUUCUUUAUCUGACAACGAGACCUUCAUUUUACCCGGUAACAUGUACUGCAUGUUGCAGAUAUUUCUUAAUCGUGAACAUAGUGAUAAUGUAUUGUUUUAAUGAGAAGCAGAUUAAGUUACCAGUAGUUAUAAGCUUUAAGAUAUUCAAAUAGGAGAUACGUUUGCUUAUUAUUGGCUCUUUGGGUACCAGAUAAUGUCGGCCAGAUUUUAGUCUGAAAUGUGACUUUUCUUUCCGCACAUGUUUUUUCAAAUUCUAAAGACAGUAAACCUGACAAAGCUCAAAGCUGCAUUGUUAUUAACUUGACAAGUGACAUGAAUGUAACUUAUAUUCUGUAGAAGAUGUUAUUAUUCAUUUAUCACCUCCAUUUUGUUGUUUGACAAUGACCUGAAGGUAAUACAAAGACUUGCUUUUGGAAUAAAGUCUGUUUGAGAGGUUUAAAUGA